Messenger RNA from Prorocentrum cordatum, 759 nucleotides. NCBI's taxonomy places the organism in Eukaryota, Dinophyceae, Prorocentrales, Prorocentraceae. The record is from the annotation of a GenBank genome assembly.
AUGGCGGCGGCGGGCCCGCGGCCGAACGCGGUCGCCUGCACCGCGGCCGUGGGCGCUUGUGGCACGGCCUCGCGCUGGGAGCACGCCCUGGCGCUCUUGGGGCUCAUCGACCGCCCCGACGCGCUGCCCUUCAACGCGGCGCUGACCGCGUGCGGCAGGGCCGCGCGCUGGGAGCAGGCGUUGGCGCUGCUGGGCCUCGUGGCGCGCGCCGCCCUGGAGCCCACGGCCGUGACCAGCAGCGCGGCGCUGCUGGCGCUGCUGGCGGGCGGGCGGCUGCAGGAGGCGAUGGGGAUGUACCGCCAGGAUGUGGAGACGGGGAGCCUGCCCGACCCCUGGAAAGGCGACCGCGUCCUCGACCUUCACGGCCUCCCCACGGAGGUGGCGCUCGUCGCCGUCAUGGCCGCGCUGGCCGACGCGCUGUGCGUCGCGCCGCGCACUGGUGGCCUGGACGUCGUCACUGGCCGCGGCCUGCACAGCCCUGGCGGCGAGGCCGUGGUGGCACCGGCGGUACGCACGCUGCUGCUCGAGGAGCUCCAGGUUCAAAUCGCCAGCGGCAGCGAGUCGCCGCUGGGGCGGGCGCGCCUGCCGGUGGAGUCGCUGCGGGGCCUUUCGCGGCGCUACGGGACAGACAAGGGAGAAGCGAUGCGCGGGAAAGAGAAGAUGCAGGACACGGCCGCGCUGGCGGACGUCGAGAAGCGGAGGCUGGACUCCUACACCGAGCAGAUCGCGGGCGUGGGAGGCACCCAGUCUGGGCGAUGA